AUGAGCAGGACGCAGCUUGAGACGUUGCAAGACGAAGUUGCAAUUUUAAGCGAAAAUGCGCUGUCAGAGCAAGAGAAGCAUUUCGGCGAUGCACUGGAUCAGCUACAGGAAAGCGUCAGACAGCUAUCCGAAAACAACGAAUUGGUAGUGGGUUCGAAGAACAACGGACUUAUUGUGGACACGAGCUGCAUACCACAGAGAAUUGACGAUCUGUCUCGGCUGACAGAUAAUUUGAAAGAGCUUCAUCUCGAGCAAGAGACCCUUGACAAUUUUCUGAGAUAUACGAUGUCCAUUCAGGACAUCACGCAACUAGAAGCGCUGGACGAAGCAAAGAUAAAGAUUUUACGCGAGGAAGUACGAGAGUCCGAGGAUGCUACGACUAAAGGUUUGAGCGAGGUGAUCGACGCUUUGCAAAAUCAGAUCUCUGAUGUCUCGGGCAGCAUCACCGAGGGCUGGGAAAAUAUUAAUGAAGAAUGUCUGAAUGCUACAAAUAUUCUUGAAGAGUGCUGGUCACUUUUGGAAGAACUCGACGCUAUGAAAAGGGAACAGCAAAAAGAAGCAGAAGCGGCAGCUUUCAAGGUCGAUCCCAUAACAGAAACCUAUGCGGCGUGGAAAAGCAUGCAAGAAAUGGCUUUUCAUGAGACGCGACUAAAAGAGCAAAUAGCGGCUCUUUCUGCCACAAAAGACGCGCUUCAGCAAGAAUCGCGAGGUAAAGCCGAGCAGUCUACAAGUGCCGAUGUAGCCAACAAAUGCCAAACCCUUGACUUGUUAUCGAAGUUUUGGACGAAAAACUUUCUUCCUGAAGAGGCCGACCAGUUAGAUGUGCUUCUGGGAAACGAUUAUGUACAAUUGAGGUGCUAUGGUGUGGAUGUGCUGUUGACAUAUGAUGGAGACGUUGUGACGGAUUUGAAGAUUUUCGGGGACAUGCCACAGCAGAAUGCAGCGGAAAGAGCUGAGCGUGAAAUUUUGAAUAGCGUGAAGGACCGUAAUAUUAAAUCAGCUUUGGUACAUGUACUGAGCGGGAUUAAAAGUUAUGCUAAAGAAAUUUCAGAAAAAAGCUAA
Molecule: messenger RNA, 1062 nt
Organism: Lachancea mirantina
Lineage: Eukaryota; Fungi; Ascomycota; Saccharomycetes; Saccharomycetales; Saccharomycetaceae
Source: the annotation of a GenBank genome assembly